AAAUAUUACAAAAAGGCGAAGUAAAAACCUGCUACUCCUCUCUUGUAAAAACACAGUGGUAUGGUUCGAGAGUGAAGUUACCCGCGCGAUGAGCUUCACCAAGAUUUUCGCAUUCUCCUCCCUCUCGAUGUUGCAACUCUGAGCUUCUCCGUCGAAUUCGUCUACAAAUUUUACUCAUUUUCGGAGAAAUUCUAUAUCUGUUACUCAUUGAGCGAGAAUUUAGGGCUUUUUUUUCGUCAGUGGAGAAGAUGACAGCAACGGCUUCUGUUUCUUCUCCCUGGAUUCCCGAAGAUGACCUGCUACUUAAGAAUUCAAUCGAGGGUGGUGCUUCACUAGAAGCACUUGCUAAAGGAGCAGUAAAAUUUUCACGCAGAUUUACCUUUCGUGAAAUUCGAGAUCGAUGGUAUUCUCUUCUCUAUGAUCCCGAUGUUUCAGCUCAAGCUUCUGCUCGCAUGGCUGAACUUGAACUCUCUGGUUCUAAUCCAAAUCCAUCAUCAAAAUUCAAACUAGACAAUUUAAAAGGAACUGAAAAAGUCCUUGAAAAGAGAAAAACCGGAAGCAUCCGGAAACAAUAUCAUUCAUGGCGAAAAAGAAUAAAAAACGAAUUUUUUAGCUCCCAAAAUCUUGGGUUUUAUGAAGAACGCAGCCUUCAUAACUACAACCAUCAAGAACAUAAAUUUCAAGAUCAUGUGACAACCAAUCACGUGGCUCCAGGUGGCGAUGCCAUGUUGGAUGAUUGCCUCGCGAAUAAUCUAGGGUUUGAGGAAAAGGAUUUUGAGAUAUUACGCCAGGCUUUUCCAGAAUCAAUAGGAAGCAUUGCUACUACUACUACAACUGCUGUUAUUGAUAAUCAUAACCAUAAUCCUAAUGCUUUUCAUAUGGAAAGAUGCCAUAAGUCUGUUGAAAAUGAUUUUAUUAAUGGGAGGGAAGAAGAAGGCGACUUGUUUAAAUUUCCAGAAGAUAUUUCCCCUUCAAGAAACGAAUUAAUCGGUUCUUUUGAUCCAAUAAAAAACGCCAGCUGUGUGUCUGAUACUCCUCCCAAUCUCAAAACUGAUAAACCAGAGUCUGGAUUUGGAGGGAAACACCAUUUUAGCUCCCCUGUUUCAGAUGGAAGUGCUUCAUUUCCUUUAUCAUUUUCAUCUCCAUCAACUAGACUACCUUUUAUGGAAGACGUUAGAAGACGUUUCUGCCCCUGA
Messenger RNA from Lactuca virosa, 1196 nucleotides. NCBI's taxonomy places the organism in Eukaryota, Viridiplantae, Streptophyta, Magnoliopsida, Asterales, Asteraceae. The record is from the annotation of a GenBank genome assembly.